Molecule: messenger RNA, 1952 nt
Organism: Daktulosphaira vitifoliae (grape phylloxera)
Lineage: Eukaryota; Metazoa; Arthropoda; Insecta; Hemiptera; Phylloxeridae
Exons: 4
Coding region: 155-1852 (565 amino acids)
Biological process (GO): negative regulation of BMP signaling pathway; negative regulation of Wnt signaling pathway
Molecular function (GO): BMP binding
Source: RefSeq, a predicted model, not a curated record
UGUCUCUCGAUGAUUUUAUCAUUAAUACUAAGAGUUUUGCAACAUAUAUUGGUAGUUCACUAUCAGAAGUCUUUGUAGUCUUAUUUUCGCUACACCAUACGUUGUUGAACAAUCUACUAAAGAUCCUAAGAUUUAGUGAUUGACUAUUACAAUUAUGUUUUCACAUAACUACAUAAUGUUUAGCUUGGUAAAUCUGAUAGUAUUGAUGAGUUUAACUUUAGUUCAUUGCACUGUAAAAAUCAACGAAGAUCGCAGUCAACUCAAUACUUUUCUGACACUAAAAAAUAUUUCGAAUCAUCAGAGGAAUGAUGGAGUACAAUUGCAGUUUGCUCGCCCCUAUUUUAGUCCAUUCAACAUAACGACUAAACAGUCAGAGGAUACUGUACAGAUAUUCUUUACGCCAAUACCAGAAAAGAUGUAUCGACAUAACGAGACAGUAUAUGAAACACCAACUCCUAAAAAUCUAACGUUUAUGAAGAAUCAACCGACGGAACGGAUAUAUAUUACUUCUAAAACUCCAAUUUACUCGACGACACCUGUAAUUUAUAACACUAAGCAAGAUUCUUUAGAAAAUCAUCAAACCGACUUCAAUAACUUUAAAGUCAAACAUCAAUUAAAAACUUAUAGAGCUCAACAACUCCUGUACGCCACCACAGUGCGACCUAUUAACAACGUAACCGAGUUGACUUUAUCCACAACUAGUAAACUUGUAACUGGCUCAAAACCGUUUACUAUGGUUAUGGUACCCAAACAAAUUUUGAAUAACAUAACGCCGACAAUAAAACCGGAUUUAUUCAGAGCAAUACCUUCAAUACCUCAACAGAAUUUCAAGCGACAAUCUUUAGAUACCAAAAAUAAUUCUGAAAGCCACAGAGCAGCUUCCAUAUCUUCGCUAAACCAACAAACAAUUGUGACAUCUAGAAUUAGCGGUGUUCAAAAACAACCAUAUUCCAUUUAUAAAUCAAAAAAUUCGGAUUUCCGAGAUGAUAUACAGACUUAUGGUAAUUCUAUUCGUAGGACUGUUCCUGAGGCGAGUUAUAAGCCCAUAUUAUACGCACAGUCUCCUAAUUUGAAAGAAACUUAUGAAUAUCCUACGAAAUCAGUAACAUUUAAAGUAGAUCAACCAACUUUUUAUGUGACAGAAACUACUCGGAUGUUUUACCCUUCUACUGAUAAACCUUCUCUUAAACUGCCCAUUUCAAAGUAUCCAUCAAAUGAUAAUACAAAACCUGAAAUCGAAAUGGAAUACAUCCCUAAUCUUUCUAAUUGGCACUCGGCCAAAUCAACCAUCGAUACUGAACAGGAUCAAUACUAUACAAGUAAUGAACCGAAAGACAUGUUCAGAUUACUUUUAGAGGAUUUAUUGAAGUCAAAAUACAAGUCUGAAAUGAAAUUGAAACGAAAUGGUUUAGAUGAAAUUAUGGACCAAUACUACAAAAAUAAUAAACAUACCCCCGAGUACAUCGAAGACUAUGAAAUAGACACUGAAAUGAAUUGCAACUUACGUUCAACUAGACAUAUCACUGAUGGUCGGUGUACUUCUACACAACCAAUAGAGGAAGCUGUGUGUGCAGAACGAUGUCUAGUAUACACUUCAGCCAUAUCAUUAAUGAAAAGGCUAAAAUCAACAUCAACACAUAAACAACAAGUAGAAGCAUUACAUUGUGUCAAUGGUGAUACAAAAUUAUUAAGAGUGAAACUUUUAUGUCAAGAUGGAGCAGUUUUGAAUAAUGUUGUCAAAGUUAUAACUAAUUGUCGCUGCAAGUUACAUCCAGUACAACCCCAGAUAAGAAACAUAAAUUUAGGGUUGAUAAUACCACAAGUUGACUCAGAAAUCAAUGAUCAGUAUUAGUUACAUAUUAAUUUCUUUAUUAUAGAUGUUUUGAUUGUAAAUCAGAUUUAUUUCUAGUCUUUAGAUAAUUUAUUAAUAAACACUCUCAUUUUGUUAUUUA